Molecule: messenger RNA, 990 nt
Organism: Exophiala bonariae
Lineage: Eukaryota; Fungi; Ascomycota; Eurotiomycetes; Chaetothyriales; Herpotrichiellaceae
Exons: 1
Coding region: 1-990 (329 amino acids)
Biological process (GO): intracellular protein transport
Cellular component (GO): endomembrane system
Molecular function (GO): GTP binding; GTPase activity
Source: RefSeq, a predicted model, not a curated record
AUGAAUCUGAAUCCUGCUCCGCCUGUAAUCACAACCACUGCUCCCCAAGCAAUACCUGCCACUUCAAUUGAGGCCAAACUGGUUGUGCUCGGUGCACAGGGCGUUGGCAAGACCUCUCUGGUCUCACGCUAUAUCAACCCCUCCGUGCAGCUGUCCAACAACAUUCAGUCCACCAUUGGUGCAUCCUUUGUGACCAAGCGCAUUACCGACCCGGACUCCUCAACCACCAUUCGACUGCAGAUAUGGGACACUGCUGGCCAGGAACGCUUUCGAAGCAUAUCUCGUCUAUACUACCGAGGUGCCAACGCCGGGCUACUGUGCUACGACAUCACCAAUGAAAAUAGCUGGGAGGAAAUGAAGACAUGGCUGGCCGAGAUGAAGGAAAACUGCGCCGAUGGCGACGUCAUGCCCAUCAUACAUGUCGUCGGCACCAAGAGCGACAUGGUUGCAGAUGACCCCACACGGCGAGAGGUGGUUUUCGAGAGAACAAUUGCCUACGUUGCCGAGCAACUUGGCGGCAUCAGUGCCCAAAGCACCGCUUCUACUCCACCAUUGACCAUGAGACCCGGUGGCGGCAACAAUGGCAACAACAUAAUCCACAGUCCCGAUUCAAAACGAAGCUCAGGCUUUUGGAACCAAGACAUCGGCUGGGACAGUUGUCACGAGGUCAAUGCCAAGGACGGGGAAGGUAUCGAAGAGGUUUUCAGAGUCAUUGCCCGAAAACUGAUCGAUCAGAAACACCAGAAAGACGCUGCUGACUUUGCCCGUCUACAACAAACCCCGGGUUAUCGAAGCGAAAACGGCGACGACUAUUUCGCCGGCCACCAUGGCCACUCGGGCAGUUUUCGAGUGGGCUAUGGCGACAAACGUCGAAGCUGGCUAGGUUUGCCCAGUGUGGGUCUUGGAGGCGGCGGAGGAGAAAUCGAUGGAGGACCUGCUUUUGGCACUCGUGAUCCAGACGAGGCUCGACGCAGAGGAAGGUGCUGUUGA